Molecule: messenger RNA, 1188 nt
Organism: Diversispora eburnea
Lineage: Eukaryota; Fungi; Glomeromycota; Glomeromycetes; Diversisporales; Diversisporaceae
Source: the annotation of a GenBank genome assembly
AUGCUUAGCAAACCUCAAACCGAUAUUAAUGACUUAUUACUUGUAAAAGCAACUCCUGAACAAUCCAAGAUCACCAAACAAAUUUCUUAUAUUGAAGGGGAUCCUUCAGAAUUAACUUUAGAACAAUAUCUUGAACUAGAAAAAAUUCUGACAAAUUUAGAAUUCACAAGAGAUAACUUUCAAGUUUGGAUUUUGAUAUCAAAAAAAGAUCAACAUCAAGAGGCUCCAACAAUUCUUUCCACAUGUGGAACAAUCAAAAGAAAAGCUUUAGUUAAAGAUACUACUACAGAUAAAUCAGAUAAAUUGAGAGGGGUUGGUGAAGGAGGAAGAGGAAAUGUUAGAGAGAUAAUUUGUCAUAGUAUUGCAUCAGUAUUUACACCACUAAAUUUUAGGAAUAACGGCUAUGCAUCUUCUAUGUUAAAAUUGUUAUCUGACAUUUUGGUGAAAGAAUUGAAAGCAGAAUUUUCAUUUCUUUUUAGUGAUAUUGGACCUCAUUUUUAUCAAAGAUUAGGUUGGAAUGUUGAUGAUCAUAAAGAAAUUAGAUUUAAUGUAGAUAAUAAUACACAUAUUUCAGAUAGUGCGAAUAAUUUAGAUAAUAAUAUUAUAGUAGAAGAUACCAAAAAAAUUAUUAGUCAAGACGAUCUGGAACGUAUAAUUCAACAAGAUUGUCAACUUAUUUAUCAAGAAUUUUCUCAAUUAGAUUUUUCGGCUUUUUUGGUUUUACCAACUAAACCAAAUUUCGAAUGGCAUUUUGAGAGAAGUAAAAUUUACGCAAAAAUUAAAAAUGUUGAAAUAACUACUUUGGGUGUUGAAUUAAUUGGAAGAUCUAUCAAUAAUAAUAAAAAUAAUCAUUCAUUGGGCUUUAUUCUUUGGUUCCAUGACUUUAGAGACCAAAAAUUAACAAUACUUAGAUUUCGUAGUAAUAAUCAAAAAGUCACAAAGUUAUUAAUUGAACAUGCAAAACGAGAAGCUCAGAGAUCUAAUUUAACACAAGUUGUUGUAUGGAACCCUGAUAUGAAAUUAUUUCCAAAUGUAAAAGAAGGAAAUAAUAAAAAUGACGAUAAUGGAGAAUUAGUAGAAAGAAAAGAUUCUUUACCUUUUUUAGCUUGCCAUUAUAAAGAACCAUCUCAUUUUUCUCAUUUCAAAUGGUUAUUGCUAGAAAAAUAUACCAUAUUCUGCAGGCCAUAG